UCCAAAGCCUUUUUCUACCUGAAUGUUUACACACUUGCCUAGACAGACAAGAAGGCCAACUUACCUGUGCUUCACAGCUGUUGUGUUCCACUCCAGAGAUGUCUCUGUUACAGUGGUGAGUGAGGAAUUUCCCAUGUAUCUUUCUCUACCUCAUCAGUUAAAACAAGGAAGAUAACACAGUGUUCAAGUGAAGAAGAAAAUGUCAUUUCCUGGUCGGAGUUCCCUGCUUUCGUCCCUGAUUUGUGCAGCAUGUGUGAUCGCAAUUCUAGCUGAGGGACAACAAAUCGAACAACCAGAAGUGGCUACCAAAUAUGGGCGACUGAAAGGAAAAUGGGUUACUGUCAAGGGAACUGACAGACUUACAAAUGUGUUUCUUGGAAUUCCUUUUGCAAAACCGCCUGUGGGAGCCCUGAGAUUUUCCCCACCACAACCAGCUGAACCAUGGAUCAGUGUGAGAGACGCAACUUCUUUUCCACCAGUGUGCUUACAAGACCAGGCGAUGCUGGAAAAAUUUGAAGAAAUGUUUUCAACUAAACAACUUAACUUCUCAAUUUCUGAAGACUGUUUGUACCUGAAUAUUUAUACCCCUGCCCAUUCUAAUGAGAAAGCCAAGUUACCUGUUUUGGUGUGGAUCCAUGGAGGAGCUCUGUUGAUGGGUGGAGCUUCAAUGUAUGAUGGGUCUGCAUUAUCUGCCUAUGAGAAUUUGGUAGUGGUAACCAUACAAUAUCGAUUAGGUAUCACUGGAUUCUUUAGUACUGGUAAUGAACAUGCUCGUGGAAACUGGGGCUUUUUGGAUCAAGUGGCAGCUCUCCAGUGGAUUCAAGAGAAUAUCAAACAUUUUGGAGGAGAUCCAGGAUCUGUCACUAUAUUUGGAGAGUCUGCAGGAGGAGUCAGCGUUUCUGUCCUAGUUCUGUCUCCCUUGGCCAAAGGCUUGUUCCUUAAAGCCAUCUCUGAGAGUGGAGUUGCACUUCUUUCUGCCAUGUUCAGUUCACAUCCUGAAGUGAUUGCUAAGGUAGUCGCUAACAUAACUGGCUGCGACUCCUCCAGUUCGGCUGCCAUGGUUCAUUGCCUAAGGAAAAAACCAGAAGAAGAAAUGAUUUUGAACUUUCAACAACAACAGCAAGUCUCAAUUAUCCCAGCAGUUAUAGAUGGUGUGUUUAUUCAGAAGAACCCUGAAGAGCUAAUGGCUGGCAAAGACUUCAGUGCUGUCCCAUAUAUAAUAGGAAUAAAUAAUCAUGAAUAUGGCUGGAUACUUCCAUUCUCAUCCAACAUACCUGGCUUGAAGGAGGGCAUGCAUAAAGAAACCAUCCUCUCUACCUUACAAAUGCUGCACCCACUCUUGUCUGUGCCAGCUGAAUUUGUGUCUCUGAUAACAGAUGAGUAUCUGGGAGACACAGACAACCCUGUCGCCCUGCGGGACCGGUUUCUGGAUUUGAUGGGAGAUGCAAUCUUUUUACUUCCAGCUAUAAAAACAUCUAAUUAUCACAGAGUCUAUAUCACCUCUGUAUCACCUUUUCAUUCAAUUGUGUGUAGAAAUCUUAAUGGCGCAGGUUUGGUGGAAUGGCCAGCAUAUGACAUGAAUGAACAAUACCUGGAGUUGAGUUUACAGCAGAAGGAAGCAAAGAAACUGAAAGGGAACAGAGUGGAGUUCUGGACAAAGACUCUGCCUGAAAAAAUCAAGAAAAUGAAGGAAAAGAGAGAGCAUGCAGAAUUAUAAUUCAUAAUGUGGGGGCAGAAAGGGCAUGUAUGUGUGUCACAAAAUACAAUCAGAUACAAUUGGUUUAAAUGUGAGAAAUUAACAAAUUCCGGAGUCUUAUCCAGAGAUUUUUUUUAUACUGUUUCAUGUAUCUGGUGGAAGGGAUCAGUUUGCAGAAUGCUUUGACACCCAUAGGAUUCAUUGCUCACUCCAGCAGGGAGAUCUUCCAGGUAAGUUAAACAAGGCACUAAUAUAGAUUUUUGACAUCAAAGUCAUUCUUUGGAAAAAUAACUCACUGAAGUAGGAUCACCAAAGGUGCUCAAGAGUGAACUAUGGUGCAGAGUCCCCAGUAGAGGAGGACUUAACAUCAGUUCAGCUCCUCCCCUUGCAGAAGUGCCCCUGGGAAGGACAGUACAUUGGGUGCUUCUGAAAUGGGUGGACCCCUAUCUUGGGGGCAUUUUAUUUCAUUUUCUUUUAUGUUUUUGUUCACCUUUUCAGAUUACAAACAUCCGUUCAGAGCAAAGA
Gopherus flavomarginatus (Mexican gopher tortoise) is the source of this 2221-nucleotide messenger RNA. Its product is annotated as fatty acyl-CoA hydrolase precursor, medium chain-like. The coding region runs from base 200 to 1717 and encodes 505 amino acids. The transcript is spliced from 14 exons. The record is from RefSeq and is a predicted model, not a curated record. NCBI's taxonomy places the organism in Eukaryota, Metazoa, Chordata, Testudines, Testudinidae.